Molecule: messenger RNA, 540 nt
Organism: Amphimedon queenslandica
Lineage: Eukaryota; Metazoa; Porifera; Demospongiae; Haplosclerida; Niphatidae
Product: CAP-Gly domain-containing linker protein 3-like
Exons: 5
Coding region: 61-540 (159 amino acids)
Molecular function (GO): protein binding
Source: RefSeq, a predicted model, not a curated record
CUCCCUCUCUCUCCCUCUUCCUCUAGUCCCAAGACCACUAUAUCUCAGUUGUUUGCUAUCAUGAGGCAAUGGAUACCACAGACUCAAGGACACCUAACGCUAUUAACAAGAGAGGUAUUAAGAAGAGGAGCACAUGUUAAUGAUAAGGAUGGACUAACUGAUCUCUCUUUGCUUCACUUUGCUUCAAAGGCGGGAGCUGUGGGCAUAGGCAAUGGUACCACAGCUGCUAACCUCGUUAACACUUUACUCAAUAAAGGUGCCAGUACUGAUCUAAAGUGUCAUUGGACGGACAUGAAUGCCUUACAUUAUGCUGUGUUCUUUGAUUGUGCGGAGGUUGUAGAAUUACUCUGUGAACAUAAUCCAGUACUGCUGACUACCAUCUCCUCUCAGUUUGAUGGAGGGAACUCGUUACACAUUGCAGCUGCUAGCCUCUCACUGGCGUCUGCUAAAACCCUGUUGAAGUACAAAGCUGAUGCUGGUUUUGCUGAUGCUACUGGUCUCUUACCACAUGAGGUCAUUCCACAAGGUACAGUCAAAUAA